AAUGAAUGAGGCUCGAGCAAGGAUCAUAAUAAACCUGCGGCUGUCGAUGGACUCGCUGAUGCGAGUUUUCAGUCACCGAUCACCACCUCCUUCAUUUGGAUUUGCUUGCGAUGUCGGUGCACAUCCAUCAUCAACUGCACAAAACUUGCCAAUGACAUAUGGAAGUGUUCGCGAAAUGAUUGACGAUUUUAGUAUUGUUUUUGGAGUUCCAAAGUAUAGAACUAGCAAACCAAAGAAAGUAACUCGCAAGUUCUCAUUCACACGCCUUCUUCAACCGAUUGAUAAUCUUGUGACAUGUCCAGCGUGCUCGAAUAUUCAUCCAUCGGACACUAUUUGUGAUGCCUGCUACGCCAAAGUUCAUCAAUUGACUUCGGAAAUAAAAAAAAAAAUGAUGCAGUACAAUCCAUAUGUUGGAGAGAAACAGGAUAAAGAAGUAUAUGUGAAAUUCAGAGGAGAACCAGAUGCACCGGCAGCAGUUGUUAAAGGAAAGCGAGUUCUCGAAAUUGAAAAAGAACGACCGACUUGGUUCAAGAAGUUGACACUAAAAGAAUGAUUUUCCUCUAUUUUUAUAGGUUUUUAUAGAUUUGUUCGUUUUCCUUGUUUUUGUUCAUUCAUCAUUUUUUUUUUUAUUGGAGUCAUAAAUAGAAAAACCUCUUACCAUUUUCU
Caenorhabditis elegans is the source of this 666-nucleotide messenger RNA. It is a transcript of the gene mrpl-32, whose product is annotated as Large ribosomal subunit protein bL32m. Gene Ontology annotation, cellular component: large ribosomal subunit; mitochondrion. Lineage: Eukaryota; Metazoa; Nematoda; Chromadorea; Rhabditida; Rhabditidae. Gene Ontology annotation, biological process: translation. The record is from RefSeq and is marked reviewed. The transcript is spliced from 3 exons. Bases 2 to 553 code for a protein of 183 amino acids. Gene Ontology annotation, molecular function: structural constituent of ribosome.